CUUAUAACUACUAAAUCAUUUGCUCUGGAAAAAUAAUACAGUCGAGGAACCGGAAAGAAAAUAUAAUAAUAAUUGAAAAUAAAGAAAUUAUUGUUGCUUUCCUGCUGCUGCUGCUGGUGGCAACAUUUAAAUCCUUUAUUUCCCUGACACUUCGCUAAACUUGCUACCAAGCAACCGAGCCAUCUCUCUCCCUCCGCCAAAUUCCACCGCCUCAAAAAAUUCCCCCGAAAAACGCAGCGGCCACCGGCUCCGGCGAAAACCUCGUCCCGUCAACGGUGACUCAAUGCGAAGUAGUCGCGAACACAGAGAGAACUAAAUUUCCAAGUACACAGGAACGAUGUCGCCGCAGAAACGAUCCUCGCCGAUCUCAGCGCCUCCGGCGGCGAGUCCCGGGAGCAGCGAUCUCAAGCCACGAGUCAUAGCCUGCCUGAACAAGCUCUCCGACCGCGACACCUUCGCCGUCGCCACGGCCGAGCUCGAGUCAAUCGCUCGGAGCUUGACUCAUGACUCGUUCUCUCCGUUCCUCAACUGCAUUCACAACACCGAUUCCUCCUCCAAAUCCCCCGUCCGGAAGCAAUGCGUGAGCCUGCUGGCGCUCCUCUCUCACUCCCACGGGAACUCGCUGUCCCCUCACCUUUCCAAAAUGGUCUCCACCGUCGUCCGCCGCCUCCGGGACCCGGAUUCCGCCGUCCGGUCGGCCUGCGUCGAGGCCGCCGCCGCCAUGUCGUCUCAGGUCACGCAUCCUCCCUUCUCCACCGUCUCGAAGCCGCUCAUAGAGAUGGUGACGGUGGAGCAAGAUCUGAACUCCCAGAUCGGAGCCGCGAUGUGCCUGGCGGCGGCGAUUGAGGCGGCGCCGGAGCCGGAGGUUGAGCAGCUGAGGAAGGUGCUGCCUAGGCUGGGUAAGCUGGUGAAGGGAGAAGGAUUCAAGGCCAAAGCGGCAUUGUUGAGUGUGAUUGGGAAUAUUGUAGGCGUUGGAGGCGCGGCGAGUAAGAGCAUUUUGGAAUGGUUAGUGCCCUGUUUGGUUGACCUAUUGAGCUCUGAAGAUUGGGCGGCGAGGAAGGCUGCGGCCGAGGCAUUGGGGAAGAUUGCAGUUGCGGAGAAACAAGCAGCCAAGGAUCAUAGAACUUCGUGUUUGAGCUCUUUGGAGAACAGGAGGUUUGAUAAGGUAAAGCUUGUUCGAGAGACUAUGAACCGUACCCUGGAGUUGUGGAAGGAGGUAGAUGGUGGUUCUGACCAAGAGAUUUCAGUGUCAAGCCUCUCUAGAUCUUCUUCAGGAGGAGAUAAUGGUAAUGGUGGAUGCAUCAGAAGCUCUAACAACGUUGGUUAUAAAACGCCUUCUUCAUCAAGGAAGUCUUUCCCACCACCCAAUAGGUCCCCUCCAUCGGAUGCUUCUCCUGUUGUGACCACAGCCAAGAAGCAAAGUCCUGUGAAGAGUAAUGACAGCAAUUCAAGGCCGGCAAUGUUUCAGAAAGUGGACCACAGGAGGCCUUCUCCCAAUUGGAAAAUUGAAGUUGCUGUAACACCACAGGAGAAGGCCUGUGAAGAUGACAUCAAGAUGCAGGAGCCAAAGGUCCUGAAACCUGUAGAGGAAGUGAAAAAUGGGAGUUUGAGUCCAGAAACUAAGCGGGUGCUCUUCAGCAGCAGCAGCACCCGCGGCGGCCAUGACAAGCUUCACAAAUUUGGUGGGUUCAGAUCUGGGUCGAGGGUGGUUCCUUAUGACUACGAUGAUGAAGGGGGUGACGGUGAAAUGUGUUACACCAAAGGAGUCGGGUUGAACAAGCCUGCUGAAGAUUUGUAUGAGAAUCCCAAAGAGAUGGAGGAUCUGUCCUUGAUUCGUGAACAACUUGUUCAGAUUGAAACCCAGCAAUCCAAUCUUUUGGACCUUCUCCAGCAGAGAUUCAUGGGGAGCUCUCAGAGCGGGAUCAACUCUCUGGAGACGAGAGUGCAUGGUUUGGAAAUGGCAUUGGAUGAAAUAUCACAUGACCUGGCUGUAUCAAGAGGAAGGAUACCCGAGACCGAUUCAGCCGAUAACACAUGCUGCAAGCUCCCCGGCACAGAAUUCUUGAGCUCGAAGCUAUGGAGAAGAACAGACAGCGAUCAGUACUCUGCAGCUUCAAGGUUCCCUUCGUCCCGUAUAAUGCAAUCACGAAACAGCCUUGGGAAUAGUGGGGCAUAUCUCCCCGAUGGCAGGAGAUUUCAGCAGAGACAUAGUACCAGCAAAGGUGGUUUUGUUGGCAACUCGUUGGAAGACGUUCAUGUUCUUGGCAGGGCCAAUAUGGCAGGGCUCUCUCCGAGACAAAUGUCAAGCAAACUAUUUCAAGAUGAAGCAAGUAGUCAAAGGGCGGGUAUCUGAAACACCAGCUGCGCCAAUUGCGUUUGUGCCAUGACCAAACUUGAGGCAGCAGGCAGGUUUACUACUGAAUCAAAAUCAUAGCGGAGAGUCUCAUUGGAAAGAGAAUUUGAAGAUGCUAAACAAGUUUGAUCGAUCACACGGGAGCCCUAUUAGUUAAAAAGAAACACAGGGAUAUCUUGAAGGUAGAGUUGCAGCAGAGUAUGGAAAUGAGAGUCGUCUGGAUUGGAUGUGUACAGGGAGACGAAACUGAAGUUAUCAUCAUCAUCAAUGGCGCCUUCUCUCUUCUUUCCCCUCCACAAUGCUUCUUAUGUAUUGGGAAUGAAUGUUGGUCAUGUUUGUCGAGCAGGUGUGGAAGUAGGAUCACAGUCUUUUCAUUAUUUGCGCCUAAAGGGUUAACAUUUGCGAUUAGGAAAAUUGGGGCUUCUUCAGCAGGUUGCAAUUUCUUCGUUUGCUUUUGGGGCUCUUAGUAGUUUUCCACGAGCAGGAUGGGAUGGAGGCAAUAAUACGAGAGAGCUUUUUGUGGUACAAAAUGGACACGUGCAAAAUGAACAAACACAGACUACAAACUCAAUCAAAUUCCACAAACAAGAAAAGCAAA
This is a messenger RNA of Linum tenue, 2951 nucleotides long. NCBI's taxonomy places the organism in Eukaryota, Viridiplantae, Streptophyta, Magnoliopsida, Malpighiales, Linaceae. The record is from the annotation of a GenBank genome assembly.